This is a messenger RNA of Humulus lupulus (European hop), 1336 nucleotides long. RefSeq lists its product as uncharacterized. Bases 82 to 1023 code for a protein of 313 amino acids. Lineage: Eukaryota; Viridiplantae; Streptophyta; Magnoliopsida; Rosales; Cannabaceae. The transcript is spliced from 9 exons. The record is from RefSeq and is a predicted model, not a curated record.
AAAGAGAAGAGCUAAUAAUAACUCCUCUUAUCUCUUCCCUCCAACUUCAACCUGAGCUAAGAGAGAGAGAAGUAAGAAACAAUGCAGGCCUCAAUGUGCAUGACAACUUCACCAACUUCUUCUCACUCCAUAUCUCUGAAACCUAUUCACAACCCUCUUCUGGGUUAUGCUUCUUCUUCUUCUUCUUCUUCUUCAACACAGUGUUUGGCUCUAAGAAGAAAAGGGUCUUCUUUCUUCACUACCAGAGCACUUCUUUCAACUUCCAAAGAGUUAGUCUUGAAAGAAUUUCAUGAGCGCAAAGCUCUCAAGAUUAUCUCAGGUUUACAGAAUUUUGAUAAGGAAAAUGUUGCCUCAGUUGUUACUGCUGCAGACAAGGGAGGAGCGACUCAUGUGGAUAUAGCUUGUGAUCCUGAGCUGGUUAAGCUUGCCAUUACUUUAACAUCUCUUCCUGUUUGUGUUUCUUCUGUAGAUCCAGCUGCAUUCCUGGCUGCGGUCGAAGCAGGAGCAACAAUGGUUGAGAUUGGAAACUAUGAUUCAUUCUAUGAGAAGGGUGUGAUUUUCACUCCCGAGCAGAUACUAAAUCUAACAAAGGAGACUAAGAGGAGCCUCCCAUCUGUAACCUUAUCAGUCACUGUGCCUCAUACACUAAGUCUCCCUGAUCAGGUCAAGCUUGCUGAACUGCUGGAGCAGGAAGGUGUUGACAUCAUUCAAACCGAAGGAGGAAAGUGCUCAAACCCUACAAUGUCUGGCAUUCUUGGUUUGAUUGAGAAGGCAACACCAACAUUAGCAGCUGCUUAUUCCAUCUCAAGGGCUGUCAAGAUUCCUGUCAUGUGUUCAUCUGGGCUAAGCGCAGUGACAGCACCAAUGGCCAUCACUGCUGGAGCUGCUGGUGUGGGUGUGGGAUCAGCCAUUAACAAACUCAAUGAUGUAGUGGCAAUGAUAGCAGAGGUCAGGAGCAUUUCAAAUUCACUAGCAUCCUUUGGAAGUCGCCUUGCAAAUGAAGAACAAACUCUGAAACUGUAAAUCUAUGCACUUUCUUGUGUAUUAGCUAUUAGGCUUAGAAUGGCUCACAAGUUUCUGGGGAUGUUAGUGGAAGAGAAAUAACACACACAUAUAUAUAAUAGAAGUUUGGAACCUCUACAAUCUUGCCAAGUCUUUAUGUGCUAGGAGCAUAAAGUCAUAGUGGAUAAAGGAUCAGAUUUAUCAACAGAACUUUUUUUUUACAUGUAUUUUUAUUUUUCUCUGAAUCUGUGAACUACCAAAUUGGUAUGGGGUGAUUUUAUGUUCCAUACUUCUAUGGUUUACAUGAUCAGCUAAAGGAUUUUGUCAUUAGAAA